AUGCGCGACUACCCUCAUAGCCCAAUCGAUAGUGCAAUGUAGAGACAGCCUGUUGGGCUCCCGUUAUUUUCUCCUUAUUUCCGAAUAAUUUAGACUUUUUGCGUGAUUAUUGUGAAGAAACAAAUUCACGGUGUCGGUGUCAAGUAGCGUCCUGCCGGGAGCUAUCACGAUGAAGAUGUUGGCGCCCCGCGACGGUCCCGACAUCGUGCCAGUCGAGUCCUCUGGCGAGUGGCACGGGCGCACGUUCUGGGCGGUGGUGGUGUGCGCGUCCGCGGCGGCGGUGGCGUUGCUCGCCGCGCUCGUCUGCUGGAUCGCACGCCGCAGGAACUCGCUCGCUCACAAACUAGGCGGCAAGCGCGGCCCGGACAAGGCUCUGGUAUUCCAACCCCCCCGCCGAGCGACGGCGGUGCGCUCACCCGGCUCGGCCACGCACUACCUGCGCAAGUCGCCAUCACCGACUGCGCCUGCGCCACCCGCCGCCACCUCGCCGCCGCAGCCGCAGCCCCAACCGGUGCCCCCGCAGAACCCGUCAUCAACGAGCAACAGCCCGAACACGCCAACCGCGCCCACCGAGCCGGCCCCGCUCAGCAAGGAACUCGCCGAUGCCCAUGCCACCGAGAAACCCAAGCCCGCUGAGCCUGAGAACAACGACGGCCGCCUCGGAGACCUGCACUUCAAGCUGCGCUAUGAGAACGAGAAGAACGCGCUGGUGGUGUCCGUGGUGUCGUGCCAGGGUCUGCCGGGGCGUGAGCCGGCCGGCCCGGACCCGUAUGUCAAGCUGCAGCUGCUCCCGGACAAGCAGCACAAGGUCAAGACCAGAGUGGUGCGCAAGACGCGAUGCCCGGUGUACGACGAGGACUUCACUUUCUACGGCAUCGCACCCCACCAGCUCGCCGGCAUCACGCUGCACUUCGUCGUGCUUAGCUUUGACAGAUACUCCCGCGACGAGAUAAUAGGCGAGGUGGUGUCGCCGCUGUCGAACCUGCAGCUGCACAGCGGCGAGGCCAUGGCGCUGUGCCGCGAGAUACAACCGCGCAGCCUCAAGAUGCGCAGCGUGGGCCGCGGCGAAGUGCUCGUGUCGCUGUGCUGGCAGCCGGCCGCCGCGCGUCUCACCGUCGUGCUGCUCAAGGCGCGCAACCUGCCCAAGAUGGAUGUCACCGGACUUGCCGAUCCUUACGUGAAGAUGUACCUGUUGUACAACGGGCAGCGCAUCGCCAAGAAGAAGACACACGUGAAGAAGCGCACGCUGAACCCGGUGUUCAAUGAGUCGUUCGUGUUCGAGGUGCCGGCCGCGCCCAACGCCGCGCUCGACCACGUCUCGCUCGAGCUGCUCGUGCUCGACUGGGACCGCGUCACCAAGAACGAGGUGAUCGGUCGGCUGGAGCUGGGCGCGAACGGCACGGGCAGCGCGCGCCACCACUGGCGCGAGGUGCAGGCCGCGCCGCGCCGCCAGAUCGCAGACUGGCACAAGCUCAAGGAGUGAACCACCACACCACCACACUACCACACCCGCGCACCAAACACACUCGCUCAUACAUUCCACACAUAGUACCCGAUUAACACAUUCCGACAUGCGUUCCGGAUUUAGUUUACAAGUUACCCAAUGAUAUAAUCAGCUUGAAGCCAAAUUAAAUAUUUAGUUGGAAUUCGCGGGAUAAUGUUGCCAAAUGCAUGUAUUUUUCUCAGAGACACUGUUAUUCACAAAAAGGAUGAUAUCCACAUAGACACAUACAUUAACAUUUCAUUCCGUAGGGCAGUUUAUUUUGAGCAGUUUCUUUAUUGUUUGUCACUGAUUACUGUCGCACGGUUCACGGAUAGAUACGAGUAGGGUGGCAAAGCCAAAGUCCAGACACAGGUAUGAAAAGUGUUGAUUUAGCGUUAAUUUGUAAUUAUAUUAAUAAAAUAAUGAUAUUUUAUUGUAGAUAGACGAAAUUAUCAUGUUAUUUUACUAAUUCGGUGUUAUUUCAUGCGUUCAUCUUAUUUAAGAUAAUUUAAUGGAAUACGCACAGUUUCAUUCCCUUGUGUACUCCUGAUCAUCUAGUUUAUGGACAUGAUCUCGAUUUAGUGUAGAAGCGCGAUAAUUGCUUGUUUCUAGCAUCCGGCUUUAUAAAAACCUUUAAGAAACACACCAAACUUGAAUUGUUGUUUACGCCCCCGCUAAAGUGAUAAAACAUUUAUGCAUGCCUGGCGAACAACUACCAACCCUUAUAAUGAGAUAUCAAAAAACAAUUAAUUUGUGAGAUGAGAUUGACUUUUAAUUAUAGCGAUUAUCACCUUUGGAAUGCUAAAAACAUUUAUAAGACAUAAAAACGUUAUCAAAAAACAUUGAAGAGUUCUGCCGUCUCCACAUGGCGUGAUUUUUGUCGUUUAUUUGGAUAUUUAAAUGUUUUUCGUUUAUCUGUUACCUUCCCUGCGUAUAUAAAAUAUGAGUGUGCUCUUCUAUUUUAAUAUCAUUGUAACGAAAAAUUAGUUCAACUUACGGGUACCUCAUAACACAAGCAAAUCAUUUACAUACCUCACGAUAAAGACCUAAUCGCAGUAUAUGUAUUUGACUUAAAUAUCUAUUAUAAGUAUUAAAUAAUCAAAAAUUCGGUAACUACCUAAAAUGUAGAAAAAAAAUCUUUAAAAACUAAGAAUUUAUGAGUGCUUAACGCCUGACGAAUGAUUUUUGGCUUGGAAACAUCAGGGUGGAGACCAAACUACUGUGUAGAGAUAUUAACAUCCUUUGGCGUUAAACGCACAAUAAAACGAAAUGUAUCUAGAUGUAACUUAUAAUCGAAAUUUCAAGAUUCAUUCAUCUAACGUAGCGUAACAAAUUUGUUCACGCUAUAAAAAUAAAGUUUAUUUGUUUAAGUAAAUGUAACGAAUUUUGAGUUCCUGCCCGGACAUAUUUAUGCGUGAACAAAAUUGACUUAGUUUGAUACUCAUUAAUUAUAAUAUGUAUAGUUUAUAGGUUAGAGAAAUAAAUCUAUUUUAUACUAACGUUAGGUGUUACCUUUGAAUCUAGAGUUAAAUGUACGAGCUCAUGACAAAGGCUUUGAGCUUAUAGUCACGUGUACCUCCUAGUGUCGCUGUAUCACUGUAAGAGUAGUUGCGCUUUCACUGUUGAUCUCACUUACAUUCCGUGUUGAUUCUUAUAAAACAAUAAACCUUACUCAGCCCACAUAUGAUCUGUUUAAAGAUAAUAAUAUCUAAAGAGCUCUACAGGAUAAUCGACAAUUUCGCGAUGAGAUUCAAAUUGUAUGUAAAUUUUUCUGGGCUUGUGUCGUCAUUAUUUACUGUUAUGUAAUGCCGUGAAAUAGCGCUCUAUUAUUCGUGUAUAAUAAAUUGAAAUCGAAGUUUUAGCGCGUUUAAUUUAUCAUGUAUGUCGCUUGAUUCAUUGAAACAUAAUUAAAAUAUUUAAAAACUAUAUUAUUAUAAGAACCCAAACUCCAUACUUAAACAUUCCAAAUCCGAUGGUGUAAAUAUUAGUAGCUUAGUCAUCCAUUAAGCUUUCAUUCUAAUUGUUAAUAUAGGAUUUAAAUUAAGUACCUUUAGGUCCAAUCGUAUUCAAUUGUCGAAGUAUUUUAGUGUCAAAAAUUUGAAAAUAACGGAAUUUAUGGCGUCGAAAUACGACAAUUCGUGCGUUUGGACCUUAUAUUGUAUGUAAUAUCUCCGUUUCAAUGAAAACUCAUGUGUUUUUGUAUUUCUUAAAUGUUAAUGAGUGUUGUAGAAGCAACCACAAUAUAAUUCUCUCAAAAUUACCAUUAAAACUGUGAACGGUUUCAAGCCGAGACAUAUUGUUGACCAUUCCCAUGCUUGAUAAAUUUGUAAUAGAGAA
This is a messenger RNA of Manduca sexta (tobacco hornworm), 3820 nucleotides long. RefSeq names its product synaptotagmin-4 (gene Syt4). Gene Ontology annotation, cellular component: synapse; axon; membrane. Gene Ontology annotation, molecular function: phosphatidylserine binding; calcium-dependent phospholipid binding; calcium ion binding. Gene Ontology annotation, biological process: regulation of calcium ion-dependent exocytosis; calcium-ion regulated exocytosis; vesicle fusion. Lineage: Eukaryota; Metazoa; Arthropoda; Insecta; Lepidoptera; Sphingidae. The record is from RefSeq and is a predicted model, not a curated record. Bases 170 to 1483 code for a protein of 437 amino acids. The transcript has 10 exons.